GUGUUAUAAAAGUUGCCUACGUUUACAAAAGUAACCUUAAGAUUUCCUCACAACGUGCGUACCAAAAUAAUUAAUAAAAUUACUUCUAAAACUGUUAAUAAUACACAGCAACAAUGAAAAUCAAAAGAUAUAAGAAGGUAAAUCGUCGUCUCAACUUCUACAACAAUAAUUUUGGCUUCAGACAACCGUAUCAACUAUUAAUUGAUGGAACUUUCUGCCUUGCUGCCUUAAAUAAUCAAGUAAACAUCGCUGACAACAUCCCAGCUUACCUGCAAGGUGAAUUAAAACUGUUGACAACUCAAUGUGCACUUAUUGAAGCAGAACAACUGGGACCCAAAGUAUCUGGAGCGCUAGUAAUCUUAAAACAAUAUUCUCUUCAUAAAUGUGGUCAUGAAGGCAAACCAGUACCUGCAUCAAAAUGUUUCCAAUCAAUGAUUGGUGCAACCAAUGAAAAGCACUACAUUGUAGCCACUCAAGACAGAGAUUUGCAACAAAAACUAAGAACUAUUCCAGGUGUACCUUUAUUAUUUUUAGUUUCCAAGGCACCAAUGCUUGACCAGCCUUCGCAAGCAUCUAAAAACUAUGUACAGUCAAAGCAAUGUGGAAUCACUGAUGAAGAGAAGCAGAAAAUUGACAAGAUGAAAAUGGAUGUAGGUAUUCCAGUGGAGAGUAACAUACCUAAGAAGAAAAGAAAGAAAAAAGGACCCAAUCCACUUUCUUGUCUCAAAAAGAAGAAGGAAGUUGUUAAGCCAAACAGUAGUGUUGGUAAUAGUAGUAAGGUUGUAAGUAAUAAGCCACAUAAAAAUAGAAAAAGAGUGAGAAUUCCGAAACAUGUUCAUGAGGCUAUUUUUAAUAGUGUCAGUAAGAUUGCAAAUGAAAAUAAAAUAAGUUAAUGUCUUGUUAAGUAAACAGCAUUUCAAUAAAUGUGUUAAAGAAUACAA
Messenger RNA from Dalotia coriaria, 941 nucleotides. Its product is annotated as rRNA-processing protein UTP23 homolog. Gene Ontology annotation, molecular function: small ribosomal subunit rRNA binding. Gene Ontology annotation, cellular component: nucleolus; small-subunit processome. The transcript has 2 exons. Lineage: Eukaryota; Metazoa; Arthropoda; Insecta; Coleoptera; Staphylinidae. The record is from RefSeq and is a predicted model, not a curated record. The coding region runs from base 114 to 893 and encodes 259 amino acids.